Anarrhichthys ocellatus (wolf-eel) is the source of this 3063-nucleotide messenger RNA. RefSeq names its product F-box protein 33 (gene fbxo33). The record is from RefSeq and is a predicted model, not a curated record. Lineage: Eukaryota; Metazoa; Chordata; Actinopteri; Perciformes; Anarhichadidae. Gene Ontology annotation, molecular function: protein binding. Gene Ontology annotation, biological process: positive regulation of protein ubiquitination. The transcript has 6 exons. Bases 278 to 1756 code for a protein of 492 amino acids.
UGAAUUUCCACUAAAGCAUGCGUGAAUAAAGACAAUCGUAAUUUGACUAAACACAAUUGAUGACACUUGUCAUAUUUUGUAACACUUCUGAGAGCUGUUUUGUUUCCCGUGCAUUGAACUAUAGUGGUACGGUCCGAUAGUAUUGAAGGCAAAGCUAGAAAACGGUUUGUUUUCACCGAGAGGAGGAAGUGCUGCUGCAGCCCCCAUUUUUAAAACACGGCUGUAACAUUUAUUUAAUAGCUGGUUGGUUUUCGGACAGCAGCUUUCUUAGCUCGCCAUGGCUCUGUGCGGGGGUGUCGGAGCCAUGGCUUUGCCCAGCGAGCUUAUCGUCCACAUCUUCUCUUUUCUGUCGGACCGAGACAAGCUGCGGGCCUCGGCCGUGUGCUCUCGAUGGAGGGAGUGUCUCUUCUACCCCGCGCUGUGGACCGAGCUCAAACUGCGGAUAGGUGGUGGUUGUAACGGCGGCGGCUCCAGCUCCGAGGAGACCCCGAAGCUGGAGUUUCUCAUGCGGAAGUUCGGUUCCUUCGUGCGGGAGCUGCAGCUGGAGCUCGCACCGGUGGAAGGCUACCUGAGUCCUCUGAACAGCGACCCGUCGUCCGCCAGGAUGGACCAGCCCGACAGCGACCCGCAGCUCUCCGAGCGAUGGAGAGACGCCAUGGCCACCUACUUGGACCAGGUGCUGUGUGUGUUCUCCAGCAUCCGCAACAACAGAAACCUGCGGAAGCUGAGUCUGUAUGGAGACACCUGUGUUCUCCAGCAGGAGGGACUUCUGGACAGCUCCAAACUGCACCAAAUUCACCAGGGGGACAAGAAGAUCAAUGAAAUCCAGCAGUUGUUCAUGGAGGUGUUGUCUAACGGCCGGCAGCUGAGGUGGUUGUCCUGUAGCUUCAUGCUGGGUCUGGUGACUCCCUGCUCCUUAGCCUGCCUGUCAAACCCUUCAGCAGAGACCCUGCAGCACCUCAGUUUACUGGACCACCAGCUGGGUCCCCUCAUCUCGCCAUCAGAGUUGGAUCGUCUAUCUAACCUUCAUUCUUUGGCUCUGGAUUUUGCCGAUUUGACAUCUGAGCUUUGCGGUCUGCUGGCAUCUCCUCUUCGCACGCCGCUGCAUCGCCUCUCCUUGCUGCUCAACGGCGCCGCCCUGGAAUUCAAACCGCUAGACGGGACCGCUACAGAGGACGACUGGAAAGCACUGAUUAGCGUGAGCGCCAACCUGCGGGUGUACAUCGUGGCCCUGGAGGUCAACAGCUCGGAGCUCCUCAGGGUCCUAAAGCCCAGCCUACCACUGGAGCGCCUCCACCUCGACAGUUACAGCACACUGGUGACCGACGGCACACUGGAGCUCAUCUCUCAGCAGUACAACAAAACGCUGACUCACUUCCUGCUCAUGAGGGACGACCCCGACUUCCCCGACCUCAGCAUCAAUCGGAACGAAGACCCGCUGGUCCUCUUGUCAUGGAGAUGUACGCAGCUGGCUGUACUGGUGAUACACGGUUACACGGUUUGGUCCCAUAAUUUGGUGGCCAUCUCCCGGCUGCGUGGCUCCAGCCUCCGCGUCCUGACCGUCUCCGAGGAGAGCGUCGACUUCGAUCCGGACCAGUUGGUGUGCAUGGAGGGUGACCCGGUCCACAACCUGGUCAAGGAGGUUUCCCUGGGCCUCGGCCGCGUCUGGCACCCCUGCCUGGAUUCCAGCCUGGUUUUGUCCGAGCCCACCCAGCACUUCCACCGCGAGCUGCACGCCUUCAGCGUCGGCAUGUAGGCAGGGAUGGCAAGUCCAGCGCGUCACAGCCCAAACUGUGUCAAGACCAGGCCAGACCGACCAAAGUCCAAGUCGACUCAGACCCCUGACCCAGGCCAACCAGAGACCUAAGUGAGAAUCUAAACUGGAUCUUAAAACAGUCUAUGAAUCACAUUCAUGUGAGCUGAUUGUUUUUAUUUUACUUUUAUUUUUUUGUGUUUGUUUCGCGGGGGUUUUAGCGCACAAUCAAGUCAUUUUCCAAAUGAUUCCCUGUUUUCUUGCUUUGCCUCCUGAUUAUCUAGUUAGCCAAUGACUUCAAAUUAAGAAUAUCCCUUUUCAAAUUAGAUAUUUUAAUACAAAAUACUAUAUUCAUUCAAUUUAAUAUCAUACCAAUCUGUGGUCCCUGACCACAGACGAGACUUGUGUCAUGACCAAUAUAUUUUAUUGGUCUGCUACAAUGGGUCACUCGGCCGCUUCAAAUGCCCUCUAGUCUGGCGUGGCCCAGUCUGGUCUGGUCUUGAUGGAAAAGUAUUCAGAGCUCCAUGUCCUCUCCUUCACUGUAAUAACCUCCAGAGCCUCUGUAUGAUGUAACUUUGAUUUAUUUUAUUUUCUCAGCUCAACCUGCUCUGUAUAACCUUGUUUUUCCCCCGUGUGGUGGUUCCCUUGCCUGUAUAGGCUUUGUGUGUAUUUAAACACGGAUAUAUAAUUAUCCUGCUCACAGCUAGAACAGGACAAGCAGGCAGGUUGAGUGAUGGGCCGGUGGGAUUUAAAAGGGAGGGGGGGGGCUUUAGUUGUGAACAUAUUUUUCUUUUGAAACCUUUGCUCUGCGUUGGUCUGUCUGUCGGCUCCACUCUAGCACACUAACCAAUCGAUCACUUCCUGGGUAACACAAACACAGCUGCUCCUUUUGUCACCUUGUCCACUAGCUGGAGAGCCUUGGCAGCAGGGUGGGAAUCUCCACUGUAACGUGGCUGACUGUGGCGGGUGCUAAUCAGUUUUAAUGCUGUUUACCAGCAUGGACCAUGUCAGUGCUAUGACUCUGAUAUUCUAUCCUUUUUGAAUGGUUUUAUUGAGGGUUUUGAGCCCCUUGCUGGUGGUGUUAUGGAGAAUAUUGUUACAUGCUUGCAGCCAACACACUUCCCACCCUGCCCACUUGUGGAUCUUUGGUGAAACCUCGCUAGUAGAUUAAAUGGGGAGCCUCGUCUUCCGACUGACGUUCAGAGCCCAACUAUAGAAUCAGCCCGUCACAGUGCGACACAUCUGUAGGGAGCUCCUAGUUGCAUCUUUUCUUUCUAUAUUCAGAAUGAAUAUAGCUGCCUUUGCGCACC